Chara braunii is the source of this 1350-nucleotide messenger RNA. NCBI's taxonomy places the organism in Eukaryota, Viridiplantae, Streptophyta, Charophyceae, Charales, Characeae. The record is from the annotation of a GenBank genome assembly.
CAAAGUUGAUACCUCCGUUCAGGAUCCACACAAUUGAGCAUGAAUGUUGGAACGACAAGGGCCCUGCCUACGAUUUCGGAGUAGCAGAGGAAGUGAGAGAAUUGCUUAGAGCAAAGAUGGAUUCCUUCGCGGCAGAACCCACCACAUCGUCGUACGCGAAGAGAUGGUUUGUGUUCCGGAAGCGUAACAAGUCGCUUAAGUGGAUCCAGGAUCUGCAGAAACUGAACGUUGUCACCAUCCGGGACGAGGGGUCGUUGCCUCAAGCAGACCUGCUGACAGAAUCCCACGUCGGACGAAGCAUUUACUCGUUGGUAGACCUCUAUUCUGGAUACGAUCAGCUUCCGCUGGACGUCCGGGAUAGACCUUUCACGGCCAUGCAUACCUCGGUAGGCCAACUACAAAUGCAAGUGACUCGUAUGGGCUUCACCAAUGCCGUGGCGGAAGCACAAAGGAGAAUGCUCGCAGUUGCGGGAGACAUGUUCCCUGCAAAAUGCAAACCUUGCAUUGACGACAAUUCGACCAAGGGCGCACGGGACAAGGAUAAAAUAGAAAUUCAGCCCGGAAUACAAAGAUUUUUGUGGGACCACUUCCAGGAUACCAAGGAGCUUCUCUGCAGGUUCCUGGUGUACAAUAUCACUGCUAGCGGUCCCAAGAGUAUGCUGGCAGUUUCGGAAGUGACCAUCCUGGGGUUUAGUUGCGGGUUAUAUGGGAGGAAGCCCGACCUGGCCAAGACUGAUAAAAUCUCCCAAUGGCCAACGCCUCUACGAACCACAACGGAAAAAGGAGGUACUGGUCGUUCUCCACUGUCUCAAGACCAUUCAAACCUCUUUGGAAGGAGGUUCAUCUUGAGGAUCAACCCAACAAACGUCGCAGGGGCGUCGAAGAACUACAAGCCUAUAGACCCUACCGUCGGAAGAUGGGUUGGGUUCAUUUGGCAGUUUGAUUACAAGAUCGAGCGCAUAGUCGGUCUUCGGAAUAGGGCUGAUGGCUUGAGCAGGGUUUGCAUUACACUGGAGGGAGUAGAGUACAUGGAACCUAUCAAUGCGUUCCUUGACUAUGAGGGAGGGACCCUUGUGAUAGACAACGAGAUGGUAGAGUCUGCCUGUAUAUCCGGGGAAUUAUUGAUUAAGGCAUUGGAGAAAGGGUCUCCUGUUGUGGUGGCAAAACUUAGGGAGGGAGUAGUUACAAGGACCGGCCGGAAGGAAGAGGACUCCUCAUGGGGUGACAUUGUGGGGCCUCAUAAAGAGCUGAUGGCAAUGGCUGUAGAAGGGGGACGAGAAACGGUUACGAGUUUGGUUGAGUCUUGGGAACAAAAGCGGUAAUAGUACUUAGUAAACCAAGUGUAGAAUG